UAAAUCUGAAAAGUGGUGGCUGCCAUUUUGUGAACUGCUAUUUACGUUGUAGUGCCUUUAUAUUUUUAGGAGACAUCUGCCAACAGUUCACCAAAGAAAUGUUCGAGAUGUACCAGAACUAUGCAGACUAUAAACAUUGGACCUUUGACAUCGUGAACUAUACGCUGGCUGAGAAAGGUGGGUUGCAUCAUGCCGCUGCUCAUAUUUCAGGAGAUGAAGUCUACAGGCACCUGAAAUAUGAAGGAGGGACUCAUCGAGUCCAGCGAAUCCCUGAGACAGGCCUGUCAUCAAGAAUGCAGCGUAUUCACACUGGGACCAUGUCAGUUAUUGUCCUCCCUCAGCCAGACGAGGUUGAUGUUAAAGUGGAUCCCAAAGAUUUGCGUAUAGAUACGUUCAGGGCCAAAGGAGCAGGAGGGCAACACGUUAACAAAACCGACAGCGCUGUGAGAAUUGUACAUCUUCCCACGGGACUAGCAGUUGAGUGCCAGCAGGAGCGAUCACAGCAGAUGAACAAGGAAAUAGCUCUGCGGACACUGAGAGCUAAGCUGUACCAGCAGAUCGUUGAAAAACAACUGAGUCAAGAGCAGAGUGCCAGAAAGCUGCAGUUGGGAACCAGAGCCCAGUCAGAGAGAAUUCGUACUUAUAACUUCACCCAGGACAGAGUCACUGACCACAGGAUCUCGUAUGACGCACGCAAUAUCAAGGAAAUUCUAAGUGGGAAAGAAGCACUGGAUAAGCUCAUCAGCAGACUACUGGAGUUCGCAGAGAUAGAGGCUGUCACCGAAUAUCUAGAAAAUUUACAGGCUUUAGAAGGAGGAGGCUGCUGAAGACCUUGUGUAGAGUUAAAGCAGAAACGUUGUGUUCAGUAGCAGAAGAAACCAGAUGUAUUUGUUAGAUGAUACAUUGAUUAAAAUCUAUGCCCCUCUUUUUCA
Molecule: messenger RNA, 932 nt
Organism: Leptosomus discolor (cuckoo roller)
Lineage: Eukaryota; Metazoa; Chordata; Aves; Leptosomiformes; Leptosomidae
Source: RefSeq, a predicted model, not a curated record